CGGCAGCUCCCCUCUUUGGCAGGCCCUACUUUGUAGGUGUUGGCCGACAGUCUUCGAUUGGCGGGAAGGGAACUUUCCUGUUUUGGAAUAGGAAGUGUUGGACGUGAUGUUUUUUCCUGCAGACGCUGUGGCGGGAAUCGAAAUUCUGUGUGGCGGGGACUAAGAUUCAUCUACUUUCGCGGCUUGGCGCGCAGUAACUUGUGCUGGAAGCUGAAUGGAGUAGAGCCAGUCUAUGGGGUGGUGUACCUAUUGAACACGUGUCUCAUUCACAGUGUGCAGUGGACAUCAUAUCUUGUGAAUGAGGAUUGCACGUGUUUAACUGAGACUGGAGGAGACGAUUGAUGUCUGCUCUCUCUACACACACACACACACACACACACACACACACACACACACACACACACAGAGAGAGAGAGAGAGAGAGAGAGAGAGAGAGAGAGAGCGAGAGCGAGAGCGAGAUCGGAAUCAUAACCGAUCAGUCAUCCCUUCAGCGCUUUGAUCAAUUUGCCAAGCGAUCUUUCAGGAAAUCAAUCGAUCAGUUGGCCGUCAUUCAAUCAAGAACUAAUCAAGAACCAAUCAAGGAAUGACAGUCGCAGGAACGGGAGCGGCAGGAUUGGGAGAGCGAAUACGAAAGGGCGGCCGAUAUGCGAUGUGUGUUGGGGAGGAUGAUGGACACGUGGGUGGUGGCGGCAGGAUUCGCACUGCGCGCCAAUCUGGAACGUCAUGAUUACCAGCCCAUCCGUGAAGCGAUCUUAACUGCCAACGUGAUACCUACCAUGCGGUAGUUGUAGUACAAAUACGUGGAAGCUUUUUCUGUCCGGUUGGAUGCUCGCCGCUGGAGACAGACAGAUAUAUUUUUAAUCUAUCUAUCUAUCUAUAUAUCGUCACAAUAUAUAGAUAUAUGGAUGGAUAGAUGGAUAGACGGAUAGAUGUAUGAGGUAGAGGCAAUCAUAAAGAGGGAUGUUGAGUUAAACGAUGUGCUGAUGCUGACGUGUAGGUAUGCAAUCUCAAUCAGGAUAGCAUCUAUUGAUUCAAUCAAUCGGUAUCCUGCAUGCAUGGGUCACUAAUCCAUUACGUGGAGAACCCGAUUUUAAAGGGGAUGCUGGGGCGAUCAAUCAAAUAACAGGCGGUUAAUUAGGCGGCCGGGAGAGUGUGUAGGCCGAAUUGUACGGUAGGUAGGUGUAAGUGUCUGUUCUGUGACGCGACAGGGGGAGGGAGGGUUUUGGCGCAGCGGUGCUUGGUGUAUUAAUCAGUAGGGGGUUGUUGUUAUCAGUUGUACGGGAGGGCGACACGUGGCGGCGGCGCUCUUCUCCCGAUCCAAUCAAUUAGAGCAAAUCAAUCAGAGAGCGACACGUGGCGUUGGCUCGGCCAAAGGAAGGAAGGAAGGAGGAAAGGAGGAGAGGGUGGCUGGCGCGAAGGAGCAUCGAAGGAGAGAGUGUCUUCCAUCUGCGGUUCUGUGGCGUGAUUUGUUGAUCCCCUGAUUAACCGGUCGAUUGACUGAUCCAUUGGUUGAUUGAUCGAUUGAUUGAUUGAUCGAUUGAUUGUCUAAGUGACGUGUCAGCAAGAUGGAUGAUGACGAUGAAUUUGGAGAGCUUUACGCGGGCGGUGAUGUAGAGGUGAGCGUGGAGAACGGCGAGGGGGAGCAUCUGGAGCUGCCACGUCAGCAUCGUGAGGAUUUGACACGUGGCGGUCGAGGGAAGAGUGCGUUUUUCGAUGGGAGGGUGUCUUUGAUCAACGCGCAGGUUGAUGCAGGGGAGGAGGAUGAGGACGAUGACGAGUUGUUGGGGGGGGAGGCGGCAAAUGGACGAAUGAGCGAGGCGGGCACUACAGCAGGCGAAGGCGGCAGCCACGUGGAAGAAGAGGAGGUAGAGAGUGAGAAUUCGUUGUACAGUCAGUUGUACGGUGAUGACGUUGUAGGGAGAAGCGGGGAGAGAGAGAAGGAUGGUGGGAGGUCUCGGGGACGUGGGAGGGAGGAGGGAGAAGGAGGGGGUGUGGGUGGUGCAAGUGCCAGAGGGGGAGGCGCGAGCCUGGCAAGCUCGAAAGUCGUCAGAGGGGAUGGAGGAGGGGUUGGGGGAGGCAAUGGCGGGAGGAGAGCUUUGGGAGAUGGAGGCGAGGAGGAGGAUGAUGACGAAGCGGUGGAGUCGUUGUUGUUGGGAGAGGUAGGUGGUGGCGUGACGAGGGGGAACGAGGGAAUGGCGUGGCUAGAGCAGGCUUCGCAAGAGGGUGUAGACUGGGAGGAGGAUGAGGAGGAGGAGGGGGAAGAGGCGCAAGGGGAGCAGGGUGGGGAGGACCGGGGGGAGGAGGAGGAAGAGGGGGAGGAGGAGGAGGAAGGGGAGGAGAGUGAUGAGAGUAGCGAUGAUGGGUUGAGGAUUGUGUUGGACGAGCCGCCACCUUUGAGCUCCAUGAGGCAGAGAAGAGGAGGAGGAGGAGGAGGAGGAGGAGGAGGAGGGAGACGGUCACAAAGGAGGGAGACGAAGGAAAAGGGUGGAGUUGUAGAGGGAGGGGAGGGGAUGGAGGAAGAAGGGGAGGAGGAGGAUGACGAAGAUGACGACGGGGAGGACUUGGUAAUAAUAACGGAUUAUGAGCAGCAGCCUGAGUGGGCUGCUGACGAGGAGGCGGGGGAAGAAGGAGGGGUGGGAGAAGUAGGAGCGGCAGGGGGGAUGGGCCUUUCGAAUCCACCAGGCGGGGAGGGUGGUACUGGGCCCGGGGUCGCUGGCGGUCCCUCAGGAGCUGGUAUGCUUGGACCAGGUUCUCAGUAUGGUGCAAAGCGUGGUGGUCAUCGCCCACCGGUCGGUCCAUUCUCUGGACCUGGUCCAGGUCCGCAUUCGCAGUACAAGUAUAUUCGAGGCUCGAUGGGAGGCGGUCCGGGAUCAGGAGGGAUGGGCGGUCCCCCCCUAGGAUCGGGACAUGGUCCUGGGUCUGGUCCAGGGGGUCCAGGAGGAAUGGGCCGAGGAAGAGGGCCGGGGAUGGGAGGGAGAGGAGGGCCGUAUGGAAAUGGAGGGGGAGAUGGAUGGGGGGGUAGAUACGGCCCCGGAAUGGGCCCGUCUAGAGGCUCAGGUGAUUGGUACUACGGUAGGGGGGGACCCACAGGUCCGAGAGGGCAGAGCAGCGGCUAUGGCGGAGGCAGUUGGAGUCAGUAUGGUGGAUAUGGAAGAUAUGGACUGACAGAUCUGUGGCCACCAGUAGGGAAUGCGCUGGAAUUUGAUAUUGACAGCCUGGAUGAGAAACCGUGGAGACGGCCGGGCGCAGAUAUCUCCGAUUACUUCAACUAUGGUUUCACGGAGGCCACCUGGAAAUUGUACUGCAAGCAGCAGAGUAUGCGUAAGGCCUCCAAGGCCCACAUGUCUAUGGGAACACAAAGGAAGGAGAACGUCGAUUGUCGUCCCUUUGACAAGAUCUGUGCCAGUAUGAAGGGCCUCCGAAUCCACAGAAGCAAAAUGCCCAUGGAGAAGCACCAAAGGGGGGGGGAAGCAGACUGGGGAGUAGGUGGGCGAGGCCGAGGGCGCUAAAGAAUUGAUGAGGGAGGAGGAUGUGUGGGAGGUGGUGGCUGGAGUCAGAUGGGAAUAGUCGAUACGACUUGCGGAGACCUCCUCAGUGAGCUUUGCAGGCAGGCAUAGGGCUGGCCGAAAGUGGAAAUGUCGUUCCCCGUUGGCCGUGACAGAAAUCCAGCGCUGAACGAGGACAGAAAACUUUGAAGAAAGGCCUGCCCAGUGAUUCUUACAAGCACUCGGGACCUGAGGCGCUGCUUGCCCCCCCCCUCCCCCGCCCCCGCCUUUUCAAUGACCCUCUAUAAGUGACGCCGAUCCGAUGGCUCCGAUUGAAGAGGGACGUUCCUCGCAGUGCAGGAGAAAGCGGCAUCAGCAAGGCCAAGGUGAGGGGGGCAAACGCCCUCACAUGGGUGCCGAUGCAGGGACCAGGUCACCGGGCGGGCUCUCUCAAUGGGCGCCUCAGUUGCAUUGGCUGCGGCGGUUUCUUUCAACUCGUUCGAGCAUGGAGAUUGACUCAACACGGUACUGAAGGGUUGUUUAGUAUUGGUUGCCAUUGUGGAUUUCGCCAUAGCACGCACAGCCCUAUGCGACCUGUGAACACGCGGCAGCUCUCGAGAGGAAGCAUCAGGAACAGAGUGACCGGAGCGGAUUGACACACCCUCGUUGAGGUUUCGUAUGAUCGGAAGCCUCAUAGGACAAGGUAGCACAGGUAUGUUUUGGAUAGGCCGCAUGCAUGUCUAUCGAGUGGUGGUCGUGGGGGGGUUGGCAUAUGCUCACAUGACGAGAUGUGGGGGAGGCUGGCCAGGGAUAGCAAUGACUCAGGCCCUGGUUGUUAGGCAAUAACCCGACUCGUCCGACAUUGUCUACCCCCCCUGGGCAACACUGAUAGAUGACUAACCGUCGUAACAAUCUUGUCUGUUCCCGUUCGGUGGUACAGAUAGAUCAUAGCUCACUGUAUUCUGACCAUAUGGAGUUGUCUGAACCCUUCGCUGGCCCGGAGUUUGGCACCGAGAUCUGGUUUGGUACUUUGAUCUGGUGGGUUGAUGAUAUUGCUUUGUACUGUCGGAAGUCCUAUGGAAGAUGCUGCCUGCAUCGCCUCUGCGGCAGUGUGUUGGGUUGUUCCUCAUCUCUCAAAUGAAAGGAAAAGCAAAUGAAAAAGUCGGUUGGCU
Chara braunii is the source of this 4657-nucleotide messenger RNA. The record is from the annotation of a GenBank genome assembly. NCBI's taxonomy places the organism in Eukaryota, Viridiplantae, Streptophyta, Charophyceae, Charales, Characeae.